Talpa occidentalis (Iberian mole) is the source of this 2184-nucleotide messenger RNA. RefSeq names its product interleukin 31 receptor A (gene IL31RA). Gene Ontology annotation, cellular component: signaling receptor complex; external side of plasma membrane. Bases 1 to 2184 code for a protein of 727 amino acids. Gene Ontology annotation, molecular function: cytokine binding; cytokine receptor activity. The transcript has 14 exons. NCBI's taxonomy places the organism in Eukaryota, Metazoa, Chordata, Mammalia, Eulipotyphla, Talpidae. Gene Ontology annotation, biological process: cytokine-mediated signaling pathway. The record is from RefSeq and is a predicted model, not a curated record.
AUGUUGGCCUGGGUGCUGUGGUUUCUCCCUUUACUCAGCAAAUUCAGCCUGGCAGUUCUGCCAGCUAAGCCUGAGAACAUUUCUUGCAUCCUUUAUCAUAGGAAAAAUUUGACUUGUAAUUGGCAUCCAGAGAAAGAAGCCAAGUAUACAUGGUACAAUGUGAAGAGGACUUACUCUUAUGGGAAAAACAAUGAUAAUUGUACAACUAAUAAUUCUAGAAGUGAAGAUCAUGUUUCAUGCUCUUUUCAUUCAAGAAUAACACCACCAGAUAUUUAUACCAUUCAAGUGGAAGCUCAAAAUGCAGAUGGUAUGAUUAAAUCUAAUACAACUAAUUGGAGCUUGGAAACCAUUCUGAAAACCGAACCACCUGAGAUUUCCAGUGUGAACCCAGUUUUGGACAUCAAAAGAAUGGUUCAAAUAAAAUGGACAAGACCUAUGGUUCCAUAUGUUUUAAAAUACAGACUUCGAUUCAGAACAGUAAAUAGUACCCACUGGAUGAAUGUUGACUUCAAAGAAGAGUCCGGUGAAGUUGCAAUGUACAACCUCACAGGACUGCAGGCUUUUACAGAAUAUGUUGUAGCUCUGCAAUGUGUGGCAGAGAAGUCAAUGUUCUGGAGUGACUGGAGCCAAGAGAAAAUGGGAACAACGAAGGAAGAAGCUCCCCAUGGCCUGGAUCUGUGGAGAGUCCUGGGACCAGCCCAGGUGGAUGGAAAAAGACUAGUGCGGUUGUUAUGGAAGAAGGCAAGAGGAACCCCGGUCAUGGAGAAAACACUUGGCUACACUAUAUGGUACUUUCCAGAAAACAACACUAACCUCACAGAGACGAAGAAUACUACCCAACAGCAACUCGAUGUGUAUCUGGAAGGCAAGGCCUAUUGGGUGUUUGUGAUUUCUUAUAAUUCUCUCGGGAAGUCUCCAGUGGCCACCCUGAGGAUUCCAGCUAUUAAUGAAAAGUCGUUUCGCUGCAUUGAGGCUGUGGAGACCUGCCUCACUCAGGACCAGGUGGUGGUGGUGUGGCAAAGCUCCACUCAGGAGGUGGACUUAUGGGUAAUCGAGUGGUUCCCAGAUGAGGACCCCGAGCCCUCUACCUUCUCCUGGGAGUCUGUGUAUAUGGCCAGGAACUGGACCCUCCAACAAGAUAAAUUAAAACCUUUCUGGUGCUAUAACAUCUCUGUGUAUCCAGUGUUGCAAGACCGUGUGGGCGAGCCAUAUUCCAUCCAGGCUUAUAUCAAAGAAGACAUUCCAUUGGAAGGUCCCAAGGCCCAGGUGGAGAACAUUGGCAUACAGACAGUCACAGUCACAUGGAAAGAGAUUCCCAAGAGUCGGAGAAGAGGUUUCAUCAGCAACUACACCAUCUUUUACCAAGCUGAAGGAGGAAGGAGAUUCUCCGAGACCGUCAACUCCAGCAUCUUGCAGUACGACCUGGAGUCCCUGACACGGAAGACCUCUUACUAUGUUCAGGUCAUGGCCAGCACUGUUGCUGGGGGCACCAACAGUACCACGAUCAACUUCAAGACGUUGUCAAUGAGUGUCCUUGAGAUUUUCCUUAUAACUUCUCUGGUUGGAGGAGGCCUUCUUGUUCUCAUCGUCCUGACGGUGGCAUAUGGACUCAAAAGACCUAACAAACUGAAGCACCUGUGUUGGCCCAAAGUCCCCAACCCCGCUGAAAGCAGUAUAGCCACAUGGCAUAGAGAUGAUUUCAAGAAUAAACUAAAUCUGAAGGAAUUUGAUGACUCUGUGAACAUGGAAGAAGACAGGAUUCUAAAACCAUGUUCUGCCCCCAGUGACCUAAUUGACAAGUUGGUGGUGAAUUUUGAGAAUUUUCUGGAAGUUUCCACAGAGAAACCUAGCAAGGGUCAGGAAAACAUUUUGGGAGAGGAAAAUGAGUAUGUGACCUCUCCUUACAGGCCUUAUUGUCCCCUUGAGAAGAGUUUUGAGGAACCACUCACUUCAACUGAAAUUACUCCUGAAAAAUCCCAACACUUGGGUUCUGAAAUGCCAGGGAGGACCUGCUCAGAAGCCAGAGAACAACUUCUCUUUUCUGCUCAGAGUUUAAAGCCAGACCAUUUUUGUGAGCAAGAAACACCAAAUCCUUAUUUGAAAAAUUCAGUGACAACGAGAGAAUUUCUUGUGUCUAGAAACUUCCAGAUCAAACCAAAAGAGACAGGUGCCAAUAUGGCCUGA